Molecule: messenger RNA, 3623 nt
Organism: Pseudopodoces humilis (Tibetan ground-tit)
Lineage: Eukaryota; Metazoa; Chordata; Aves; Passeriformes; Paridae
Gene: DZIP1
Product: DAZ interacting zinc finger protein 1
Biological process (GO): cilium assembly
Cellular component (GO): cytoplasm; ciliary basal body
Source: RefSeq, a predicted model, not a curated record
CCCCGCCGCCCCUCCACGCCCUGCAGCCCCCACCGAGACCCGCGGAGCUACAGCCUGAGGUGAUGUGAACUAGUGUGCGGCAGAAAUUUGGACUGGACGAUGAUCAUCAGAGGUCCCUUGAGAACAUCUCUGCCGGGGCUGCUAUAGCGACGCGGAGGACGCCGGCGCCGAGCGGAGCCGCAGGGACGGAGACCAGACAUGCCCUUCUCCCAGCGCUCCUACCACCCGCCGACGGCCGAGACCGGCGCGGGGCCGGCGGCGUAUCCCGCGUUCCAGUUCCGCGGGCGGCACGAGAACCCGGACUGGCGGCGGCUGAGCACCGUGGACGUGGAACGGGUGUCGCGGGAUGGGGACGUGGCGGUCCUGCAGACGCACUUGGAGCAUGUCACCUUCUGCAGCGCCGAUCAGGAGCGCUGCCCGCACUGCCAGGGCCCCGCAGACCCGCUGCUGCUGAAGCUGCUGCGCAUGGCACAGCUCUCCACCGAGUACCUGCUGCACUCCCAGGAGUACCUCAGCGCCCAGCUCGGCAGCCUGGAGGAGGCUCUGAGAGAGACACAGGCCCAGCGUGACCAGUUGGGGAAGGAGGUGGCCCAGCGCUUGCAGGAGAUCCAGGGGCUCAAGGAAGAAUGCAGGCGGAGGAAGAAGAUGAUCAGCACCCAGCAGAUGAUGCUGGAGGCACGAGCGAACUACCACCAGUGUCCGUUUUGUGAAAAGGCUUUUAUGACCUAUUCCUUUUUACAAAGUCACAUUCAAAGACGUCACUCAGGAGAGUCUGAGAUCGAACAGAAGAGGAAAGGAAAUACAGAAAAAUUGCAGGAUGAGAUUGAAAAACUGAAGGAGCAGUUGCAGCUCACCAAGUCCCAGUUAGAGUUUGAACAACAGGCUAAUUUGGCCAGGCUGUCUAAGGAAUGUGAGCAGCAAAAAUCAAAAGAAGAAGAGAUUCUACAAUCAUUUAACAAAUGGAAAGACGAGGAAAGAGAGAAAUUGGCUGAUCAAAUAGAAAAAGUGAAAGAUAUGUUUAUGAAAGAGCUUAAGGAGUUAUAUUCAAGAAAUUCAACCUUAGAAAAUCAACUGUUAGAAUUACAAAAGUCCAAUAUGCAACAAAAAUCCAAUUUAGGAACACUGAAAGACAGCCAUGAAUUUAUAGAGGAGAAACCUCAGCGUCCUCAGGAUCAUCCAAAUGUGGUUAGACUAAUGGAAAAACAGGAAAAAAAGUGGACAACUUUAAUACAAGCCAUCCGUCAUGACCAUGAGACAGAAAAGUCCCUGCUACUGUCACAGAUUGAGACAAUCAAAACAUCAGCAAGAGAAGACCUGAACAGAAAUAACAUCUUUUACAGGAGGAGGAUAGAAGAAUUGGAGCAGAGGCUUCAGGAGCAGAAUGAGCUGGUUAUUAGUCAGAAGAGGCAGAUAGAAGAAUUGUCCACAAAACCACCUCCAAGUGUUAAAACAUAUGAUGUGAACACUCCUGUAGAGCGUCUUCAAGAAUCUAAAUCAAGUCCAUCAGUUAUCCUACAUGAAACUGAGAAAAGUGAUCUAAAACCAGAUAGAAGUAACCACUAUUUAAUAAAUGCUCUGAAGUCUGAUCCUUCUUUAACUAAAGAAUUGCGAGCUGUUUUGGAGCAAGCUCUGGAGGAGAAGCUGGAAUCCUUGGGAAUUAAAGCAGGUGUUCGUGGAAUAUCAAGUGAUCGCUUAAAUAAAAUUUUGCGAGCAAUUGAAAGUGCCAGAGAACGCAAAGAGAAGCAAGAGCCCACCAUGCUUGGAAUUCGAGAGCAUCUUGAACGUCAAGUUGGCUUUCGGGUUGAAGAGAAAUCAUCAUCUUCUAGAAGACCCGAUUCCUGUGCUCAGCUUCUUGGUGAAGAAAAACACAGGUUCAAUCCAUUGGGAGUUUCCUCAUUUGCCACACCACAAAAGCCAUCAAAGUCGUCUCCAUCAGCUGUCCGCCCACCUGGACAAAGAACAAUCCUCCCUGAGUUUACUUCUACUCCAAAAUCCAGGAAGAUUCUUGGAAGUGGAGGUUCCAGAAAAACAUCUAGCAUCACAACACCACCAUUCAGUUCAGAGGAAGAAGCUGAUGAAGAUGAUAUGAAACAGUCUUAUGUAACACCAGAGACAUUGCAAAAGCAGUCAAAACCAUCAAGCAGCAUAGUCCAUGCUUUUCAGAAGCCUUCUGGCAAAAGUGAUGGGAAUGGGAUGGAGGAAAACAGAGCUGGAGAAACUGGAACACCUCCCAGAACUUCUAAAGGAACAGUUAUUAAAAAACUGACCAAACAAGUUGGAGAGAGUCUUUCUAACCAUGGAAGUAAGAACAAACCAGCUGGAGGAAUUAAUGUUACACAGGCAUUUAUUAAGAAAGAAGAGGUGAAAGAACUGAAGCUCACAGAAGCUGAUGAAGACGAUUGGGAUAUUUCAUCAGCCGAGGAAGACAUUUUAUUGAUGAAAGCUGACAGAGGUCAGAAGGCGAUGACAGUUCAUAAAAAUGAGCCCAAUGGUGCAUCUGUGGUACAUGCAUGGGGCCUUCCCAAGAAAAGCGUGCCAAAGGAGGAAGGCCUUCAUGAAGCUGAUAAUACAAGCACGUUAAAAAGCAGCUUAGUCACUGUGACAGACUGGAGUGAUUCUUCAGAUAUAUAAUUGUUCCAUUCCUGAUGAGAGGUCCUGCUUUUGGGGUCUGCUGGGGUUCAAAAUGCAGGUGAAAACGUCAAGUGUUUCCCAGUAACUUUUCUCAUUGGUCCUGUAAUAACAAGGAAUACUGUUUACAGAGCUCUUGUGUCAUUCAAUCUGACUCUGAAAAAGAAUAUUGAAAUAUGCAAUACUGGCCAUAUCUGUUUGGAAACAAAUUAAUUCUUCUCUCUUUUUGUGGUAGUUUGACCUCAGCCAAGCCCCACACAGCCACUCAUUCACUCCCUCACCUGCGGAACUGGGGAGAGACUUGAAAGAGUAGAAGUGAGAAAACUCAUGGGUUGAGAUCAAGGCAGUUCAAUAGGGAAAGCAAAAGCCACACACACAAGCAAAGCAAAGCAAAGCAAAGAAUUAAUUUACUGCUCCCCAUGGGCAGACAGGUGUUCAGCCAUCCCAGGAGGGCAGGCCCCAUCAUGUGUAAUGGUGGCUUGAGAGGACAAAUGCCAUCACUCCAAAUAUCUUCCUCCUUCUUCCCUCGCUGUAUAUACUGAGCAUGAUGUCACAUGGUCUGGAAUGUCCCUUUGGUCACUUUGAGUCACCUGUCCCACCUGUGUCCCCUCCAAACCUCCCAUGCACCCCCAAUUUCCUCGCUGAAGUGGUGGUAUGAAAAAAGAAAAGGCUCUGUGCAAGCCCUGCUCAGCAAUACCUAAAACAUCUCUAUUAUCAACUCUGUGUCCAGCACAAAUCCAAGACACAGCCUCAUACCAGCCACGGUGAAAAAAAUUACCUCUAUCCCAGCCAAAACCAGCACACUCAUGAGUUCAGUGGUGAAAGUCUCUUUCAUUUCUCUGAGGUGAAUAUUUUGCCUCUAAUGUUUACAUUAAAGAUUGAAAUUGGUCUUGCAAGAAAGCCUGUUAACCAAUGAACAGAAUAUACCGCAGAAUAUUACUGUAUACAAUUUUUAAUGCCUAUUUUCUUGUAUUUUAUCAUGAACUUUAUAUAAA